This is a messenger RNA of Centropristis striata (black sea bass), 2554 nucleotides long. Its product is annotated as intestinal mucin-like protein. The record is from RefSeq and is a predicted model, not a curated record. Gene Ontology annotation, cellular component: extracellular matrix. Gene Ontology annotation, molecular function: protein binding. The transcript has 18 exons. Bases 246 to 2459 code for a protein of 737 amino acids. NCBI's taxonomy places the organism in Eukaryota, Metazoa, Chordata, Actinopteri, Perciformes, Serranidae.
CUACAACAACCCCACCAACCACUACAACUGAAACGACAACCCCUACUACAACUGAAACGCCGACCACAACAGCUACAACAACCCCGGCGACCACUACAACUGAAACACCAACCACAACCACAACCACAACUGAAACACCAACCACAACCACACCUACACCCACACCCACACCCACAUCUUCUGUACCUAUCUGCCCUGACUGGGAUGUUUCACAAAAUGAGACCUUCUUGUUGUGCAACUGCACCAUGGCCAAAUGCAUUGAGAACAAGACAAUUGAAAUAAUUCCAUAUAUAUGUCCACCCAUAAAGCCCAUCACUUGUACCAAUGGAGCGGAUCCAGUUCUUGUGUGGGAUGAGUGGCAUUGUUGUCAGCAUCUUGCUUGUGACUGUGAAUGUACAGGAUGGGGAGAUCCUCAUUACAUCACAUUUGACGGGCACUACUACAGUUAUCAAGGAAACUGUACUUACGUCUUGAUGCAAGAGAUUGUACCAAAACAUAGCUUGUACAUUUAUAUUGACAAUGUCUAUUGUGAUCCCACCGAAGAUGUUUCUUGUCCGCGAUCAAUCAUUAUUUCAUACCAUCGGGAAGUUGUCACACUCUUAAACCAUGACCUUCUUGGAGGAGCAGAGUUGGAGGUGCUGAAAGAUGGUGUACCUCUGAAAUUACCUUAUUCACAAAACAAUGUUAAAAUCAUGGAUACUGGCAUUAACUUGGUUUACGAGAUCCCUCGCCUAAGAGUAGUCAUUACCUUUGGAAUAACUGGCUUUAGUGUCUUCCUUCCGUAUCAAAACUUUGGCGAUAACACAGUGGGCCAUUGUGGAACAUGCAAUAACAACCAGGCUGAUGACUGCAGGUUGCCUGGAGGCCAGUUGGUGGAAAAUUGUGCUGUGAUGGCCGACUAUUGGCCUGCAAAGGACAUUAACAAGCCGAUCUGCGAAAUACCUUCUGUAUUGCCCACCAAUGCACCUGAACCCGAACCAACCUUAUCUCCAUGCAAGCCACACUCCAUGUGUGACAUGCUUCAUAGCAGUCUCUUUGCACCAUGCCAUCCCUUUGUCUCUCCUGACAAUUUCUUCAAAGGUUGUGUUUUUGAUAGCUGCCAUGUUUCCAACCCAGCAGUGGAGUGCACAAGUUUGCAGACUUAUGCUGCAGCUUGUGCUCAGGCUGGGGUUUGUCUUCACUGGAGGAACCACACCCAGCUGUGUACAAGUGACUGCCCAUCGAACAGAGUUUACAAGCCAUGUGGUCCCGCAGAACAGCCGACCUGUGAUGACAAUCCUAAUGAACCAACUCUUAACUACACUACUGAGGGCUGCUUUUGUCCUGAUGGAACGAAACUCUUCAACAAAGACUCUGGAAUAUGUGUUGAUAAGUGUGGAUGUCUCGAUCCUGAGGGCAAUCCUCGUGAGUUUAACGAGAGGUUUGAAUACAAAUGCCAAAACUGCAUCUGUUUGGAGGCAACCAAGACUGUGACUUGCAUGCCAAAGGAAUGCCCAACUACACCUGUAGUAGACUGCACCGGUCCUGGUUAUGUCCUCGUCAACCAAACUAGUCCAUCAGACCCCUGCUGCUCUGUCUUUGUUUGCCAGUGCCACAGCAACACUUGCCCAGCCCUUGACACAAGCUGUGCAGUAGGAUUUAAUCCAGUUAUUACUGUUCCUGAUGGGAAAUGCUGUCCUGAACGUACAUGUGAGCCUAAAAGAGUUUGUGUCCACAAAAAAAUUGAAUAUCAGCCGGGCAGUUCAGUUCCUGCAGCUCCAUGUCAGGAUUGUAUCUGUUCCAAUGAGGUGCAGACAGAUACUGGUCUAUUGAAAGUAAAGUGUGAGUUUCAGAAAUGUGAAGAAAAAUGUGACUUGGGUUAUAAAUAUGUGGAAACUGAUGAAGAUGAAUGCUGUGGGAAGUGUGUACAGACACACUGUGUCGCCAGUGUUAAUAACACAGAGACUCUCCUGAACCCAGGAGAUACCUGGUCACCACCUGACAAUAAGUGUCUGCAUUACACCUGUAUCAGGGUCGGUGACACUUUAACAUUGUUCAAUUCCCACAUUGUCUGCCCGCCAUUCCAGCAGAGCAACUGCCAACCUGGCACAAUUCAAACUGCAGCAAAUGGCUGUUGUAGAAUCUGUGAGCCAAAGGAGAAUGGCUGCAAGUUACUAGCCAUGAAACAAUACAUUCAGCACAAGGGCUGUCAGUCUUACCAGGAGGUAGAUAUGCCCUAUUGUGAAGGAUCCUGCAACACUUUCACCAUGUACUCUAAUGCAGCAGCUGCCAUGCAGCAUUCUUGCUCCUGCUGCAGGGAGACACGCUCCAGCAAUCGCACUGUUGAUUUGCGCUGCCUGAAUGGAGAUGUAGUUCCCUACACAUACAUCCAUGUAGAGCAGUGUUCCUGCGGCCAGUCAACCUGCGCCCCAGCUGCUGCUCAGCCUGCUCGCAGGAGGCGAAGCUUCACUCUGGUGUAAUAAAAACAUCCGUCAUUACAUUAAUUUAUGUGGAAUGAAAAAGUUUCUUCCCAUAUUGUAUUAAAAAUCAUCACAUCUCUAGAAAGUAAAUACCU